Macrobrachium nipponense is the source of this 12217-nucleotide messenger RNA. RefSeq names its product zinc finger protein OZF-like. The transcript has 2 exons. Bases 1117 to 2373 code for a protein of 418 amino acids. The record is from RefSeq and is a predicted model, not a curated record. NCBI's taxonomy places the organism in Eukaryota, Metazoa, Arthropoda, Malacostraca, Decapoda, Palaemonidae. Gene Ontology annotation, cellular component: nucleus. Gene Ontology annotation, molecular function: DNA-binding transcription factor activity, RNA polymerase II-specific. Gene Ontology annotation, biological process: regulation of transcription by RNA polymerase II.
UAUUUGUCAUAUUCAAAUGUGAUAAGAUUAGAAUAGUUACGCAAACUUUUCGAUUUAGUUAUAUAUAAUGAGAGACUAAUACAUUCUAUUAAGAACUCGAGGGAAAUAAUAGGACUGCAGUGUCGAGAACAUCGCCCUUGAUUGGAAAGCGUUAGGCUUAUUUUUUUGGCUUCGAAUCUUGAAAGUGAAGGAGGCCUUGACAGUGGACAGGCAUUAUAUUUAUUUAUGGAGAACAUCAAUCGCCCAGUCCUGUGAGCUUGAUUAGUUUGGAAAUAAAUAGCAAAGUUAUAAGGACCUUUAUCUUUACGUAGUAAACCAUCAGGGAACAUCAAUUGCAAGGUACCCUUAUCGGGUAAGGUGACCCAAUAUUUUCGGAUAAAUCAAACAUUAGAAUCGUUUUUUACAUCAAGUACCAUCAACAAUUGGAUCAGAAGACGAGUACCAGUGAGUUCUACAUUAGUCUUACAGAAUUUGAAGCAAUGAUAUCAGCAGUAAGAAAAAGAGAAGUAUAAAAUUACUUUACAUCUGAAAUGUUAAUUCUGUAUACGUACUAUAUUUAAAAUUUUAAUGUACUGUGAUUUUAAUUUGCUCCCGAGUCCCUUGAUAGUCAUUUAAAUAAUGAAAAAGGCAGUUUGUGUUUUAUAUUAAAAGACUGAAAUGAAUGAUAAAGAAUUUAAGGUAAUUUACUCAACCAUGAACAUGGAAUAUGUAUAGUAUACAGCUUUGAAGAUUGUAUGACCACAGGGUCUGUCAGUUGUAAUUAUAUUUUUUAUAAGAUUCUUAAUUGUAAACUUACUUCCAUGGUUUUGACUUAAAUGUUAGAAAGUUCAUUUGAAGCAUUUGUGAGUGCUGUGAAGAUUUAUGAAGAGAAGCUGCUUUUCUUGUAUCUUUGAAUUUUGAAAAAGAAUGAAUUCAUGAGUUGAAGAUUUGCAAAGAUGGUUCACUCAUGCAAGAAAGAUAUGAAGGGGUUUCAUGAGGUAAGGCCAGUGUAUUACUUGAAAAUCUUCUGAAAAUGGUGAUUUCAUGAAGGAAAUGUAGAUUAUAAGCUAAUUUCCCACUUUCAUUGUGAGUGGAAAUUUUUAGGGAGGCUAAAGUGUCUGAAGACAGGAGGCAAAGAUGGAAUCAAAACUUAAUCCUGAACUCCCUGUGAAGGAAGAAGGGAAAUGCCCAUUGUCACCUUCUUUGAUUAAGCAGGAAAAAAAUGACUUGUUUGGUGAUCAAAGUUCAGCUGCCAAUGAUUGCUUUGUGUUUGUAGAACCGUCUAUUGUAAUAAAGACAGAGCUAGAAACGUUUAGUGCUGAAGAAGAUGACAAAAAAUGUCCGAGCAAAAUUGAUUCCGUAGAAAGUGAGAGAGACUUUUCAGACAGUGAUGAAAAUUGUAGAAAAGAAGUUAUGCUGGAAGGAGAUGUUAAUUCACCAACAGACAUUUGUCAAGUGAGCUUUUCUUCCCCAGAGGAAAGUGUGUCUGAGGAUGUUUGUCUCAAUACCCCUGAAACAAUGGGUUCUGAAGACUCUGAGUUUAGGUGCACAGUUUGUGAAAAAUCCUUUUCAGCGUUUGGUCCUUUUGCAGACCACAUUAAAGGUCAUACAGACAGCAACCCAUUAACUUGCAAUGUGUGUGGAGAGGCUUUUUCAGAAAUAGGUCAGUUUGCAGCGCACAUGAAAGUUCACACAGAAAGCAAUUCUUUAACCUGCAAUGUGUGUAGAAAAGUCUUUACCCUGAAAUAUGAGUUCACAAUUCACAUGCGAACUCAUACUGGAAAGAGACCUUACAUCUGCCCUGAAUGUGGAAGUGGAUUCUGGAAAAGAGGUCAGCUCAAUGCUCACCGGAAAAUUCAUACGGGGGAAAAGACGUUCGUCUGCAUAGAAUGUGGAAGAGGAUUUUAUAAGAAGGAUCAUCUUAGCAACCACAUAAGGACACAUACAGGAGAGAGACCAUUCCCUUGCCCAGAGUGUGGAAGAGCUUUUGGUACAAGAGAUCAUCUUAAAGUUCACAUGAAAAUUCAUACUGGAGAAAAGCCAUUCUCUUGCACAGAAUGUGGGAGAGCCUUUUAUAAGAAAGAUCAUUUGAGCACUCACAUGAGGGUUCAUACAGGAGAGAAGCCAUUCCUAUGCAGUGAAUGUGGAGGAAAAUUUUCUACAAGAGGUCAUCUUAAUGCACAUAUGAGAAUUCAUACAGGCGAGAAGCCAUAUGCCUGUACAUUGUGUGGAAAAGCAUUUUCUGAAAAGAGUAAACUCACACUUCACAUAAGAAUUCACACAGGAGAAAGGCCGUACCUUUGCAGUGAAUGUGGAAAAUCAUUUACUCAAAAAUAUAAGCAUACUGUUCAUAUGAAAGCUCAUGCAGAAGAAGCCUUGAGGUCACAGACUUGAGAAGCUGUGUAGAAAAUAGCAAGAAAAUUUAUUUUUUAUAUUCUGAUAGAAUUCAUGCAAAUUGAAUGUGGGGAAAGAUUCUCAGAAAAAAGUCUAAAGCAAAUGAAAAUUACAGAGUGAAUAGUGUUACGUUUGGACCUGCUCUCCUGCCCAUGAUUUGGGAGAUUAUCUUAAAAAUAUUUUGUUAUGAGUAGUGUACUUACAAGUCACCUAAGAAAUCAAGAAGAUAGGGAGCAAUUGUUCUACAUUGAAUUUAGAUAAUUGUUCUUUCAGGAAUGUAGACCAGUAAAUCACACAGUAAUUCAUUCAGACAAGAAGCCAUGGAAGCUGUUAUUGUAUGAUAUAUGGAAAGCAUUCUUUCAAAGGUGCAGCAUAUAAUUUUUCAUUCUCACCAAGUACACAUGGCAAUAUUGAAUGGGGAUAUGCACAGUACUUUUGAAAAUUUCUAAUAAUAAGUCAUUAGUUACAAAACUAAGAACAAGUGUUGUCUCGAAAAGAACAUUGUAAUUCUCAUUCGUAUAUGUCAAAUUGUGUUUACUAAAGGUAAGAAAAUUGUUUACCAGAAAUCUAAGGAGGAACAUACUAUAUAUAAACAUCCAUGAUAGAAAAAUGUGGGGAAAAGUUUUCACACAAUGUGGUUUUUACUUGAAACAACCAGUGCUUUUCAUAGUUGAAGUGCCAGUGAUCCCCUCCUAUGUAAAGAGAAUUUGUCACUCAUGUCCUUUUACAAGAGAAAAUGGCCUGCAAAUAUUGUGUUGUUUUAGUUGUUGAGAAUUUGCUGUGUCUUUGUGCACUUAAUAACAUCAGUAGAAGUAAAUCUGAUGUAUAAUGAAUGGGAAAAUGCCUCAUGUAAGCUGAACAUCAUUGAAAUGUACAGUAAAAAUGGUUUCUUUUUAGAGAACUUGGCCUGCAAUGAUUGUUUUAACUGUUCAGGAUGGAUUUGUUCUGUCUUGAGUAUGAGUUUUUCAUUUCCCCCCAAUACCAAAAAGUUUGUAGUGCCAAGUUCUACCUCAUAACAUGGACCAAAUAUUGUAAACCCAAAUACAAGACCCUAUUUGAAGUAACAUAUAUAGCCUGAGUUCCUAGUUGUUGCAUGUACAGUAUACUUCUGAUAUUGUUUUUUUCAUUUUACCCAUUUCAUCAAGUUUGAUCAGUUAGUCAUGGUGAACAGAAUUCUGAAAAUAUCAGGUUAGAUCUUAUGUUAAAGUUUGUCAAAAAGUACUAUGUAGAGAGUGCAAUGUAAUUGGAAGGUAAUAUCUUCUGAAAAUGCUUAUUGUGAUACUACAAGUUAUUUUUGUAAUGUUACAGGUGUCAUUCUAAAAUAAGUUUUAAGUUAUGACAAUGUAGAAUAGUCUUGGUUCAUAUUUAAUAAAUACUAAUGUAAAGUACAGCUAAGAGGUUUGUUCCAUCAAAAGUAAACAAUGUCUGUAAUGGAUGAUUUCCUCCUUUUGAAAUAGUUUACAAUUUCUGUGAUGCAAUCUUGCAUAUUUAUCAUAAAGUAAACUGAAGCAGUGAUAUUUCAGUAUUGUAUCUGGGUGUUUGCAAAAUUUAUUUCCACUCUUCUGGAAUUAUGUAUGGCAUAGGAAUUUGUUAAGUAUAUACUGAAAUGUGACUAAAAUGGUUCUGUUUCUUGUUGAAUGUGUAGAUGCUUAUGUUAAUAUUUUUUGGAGUUCCUAAGAUUUGAAUGACAUCAGUAGAAGCAGGGUAAAUAUGAAGAAUAAUGAAUGGGAAAAUGUCUCAUGUAAACUGAAGAUCAUUGAUUGUUACUGAUUGAUUGAAAAUUUCUAGUAAAAAUUGUUUCUGAAACAGGGAUAACUUUUGAAGUUCAUAUAACCCCUGAUAACUUGGUGAAAUGUAUUACUUCAGGUACAGAAACAGAAUUCAGUUACAAUAACUGAAUUAGUGGAUGACAUUAUUAGAUUGUGAACUUGGUGCCAACAGAUGUUUUAAGUGUGGGUUAUUGAAAUGUAUAUUGUGUUGCAUGCUUAAUCAUACACUGCUGUCUUUAUCAUAUUACUUGAUACUAAUUAUAAAUAACAUGGCUGUGGGUUUGCAGUGUAGGUACCUUAUAGUUUGUUGUUAAAAUAUUAUUGGUGCGAGUUAUGAGUUAGGCAUGUGUUUUUACCAUAAAUCUGAAGUACCUGUGCAGCACUGUUAUUAUAACCAUAAUUGGUUGGUGAUCCUUUAUUUUGUACAUUACAGUAUAUUUCAUAGGAAUUUAUUACACAUUUUUUUUUAAAUACAAAGACUCUUGGAAUGGGCAGUCCAACCCUUAUCUAGCUCUUGCCUAAUGGAUGCAGUAAAAAACAAGUAAAAAUGUUUCUUAGUCUCUUUGAUGCAAUAGAAUUUUCUGUAUAGCGUAUAAUGGUAUGAAACUCUCAGCCAUGGCCGAUGAAACUCUCGGCUGCAGCCCACGAAAAUUUCUGCAGCAAUUUGGUAUGUCAUACUAAUUUGCAGCCCUCUAGCCUUGGUAGUUUUUAAGAGCUGAGGGCAGACAGACAGACAAAAAACCAUCUCAAUAGUUUUCUUUUACAGAAAACUAAAGCCAGUAGGACCCUUGACCAUAAAGGGAAAAAAAAAAAGGAUGGAGUAACUUGAACACCUAGAGGAUUAAUUACCCUUUCUGUCAAACCAAGCGUAAAAAAAACACCCAGAAUAUAGAAAAAGCUGAAUGAUAGAAUACAAGAUAUGGAUAUGUAUUGUUUUGGAGUCCUGUAUCUACAACAAUUUACUGGAUCCAUUUAUAGAUAUGUUGCCAAGACCAGAACUAAUGGACAUAGUCAGAACUAAUGGACAAAGUAGAGGCAAUUUGAUAUUAGUAAUUUGAUGUGUGAUUAACCUAGGAUUGUUGGGAGGUGAAGAAGAAUAUAUAUUGGGAUUAAGUGCUGGAAAGUGUUUUGGCAAAAAGACAUGGUUGGAAAGAUCAUUAAUAAAGAGAGGAGAGUUGUAGCCGAGAGUACAGAGCCCUGUCAGGCACUACUGGAAGCAGAAUUAACAUUCAAACUAACAAUGUAUGGACAGAUCUGAAGUAAAAUUAUUUCAUUUUAGUAAAAGAUACAGUAUCACCCCAGUUUGCAGAGGGUUAAUAUUUUGGUAAUGCAACUUUACCAGAAUACAUAUUGUGAGUUUUAAUACAUAUUUUCCCUAUGAAGGCAAGAGGUAGAUGUUACAUAUAUCAAAAUUAUACUGUCCUGUAUUCAGGAUUGGUAAAAACAGGUAAAUUUUUAAAAAUAAUACAUGUGCUAAUAGCGUACGUAUUGUAAUUUCAUGCCCUGCUGUGUGACUGGGUUAUGUUUAUCAGAAAUUGAUGGUAAGGUGAUUGAUUGCUUUUAAAGCUUGAUGGGGAUACGUAUAUUCCUCACCAUUCUGAAAUGUAAAUAAUAGCUCACAGAAGAGGUCUCCAACAAUAAUAGAAAAACACUGCUGCACAAAAAUAAUACUGUAUAUUAAAGAAGAUUAGUACUACAUAUAUACACUACGCUGCAUAAUAUGCUAUUUUAACUUUAGUCAGUCCUGAAAAUAUAGUACAAAAGCUAUAUCUGCCAUAAUAUUUUUUUUUUGUGUAAAUUAAAAAUGAUUAAACAGGUUUUUAAAAUUUUUAUUUGCAAUACUGCUUACAAUAUUAGUCAGUUGAGAAAAAAUAUUCUAAAUAGAAGCAACUAAGAUGGGCUUAAGGCAAAUGUUUACAUAUGCCUGUGUGGAUGAAGCAAAAUGUUUUUCUAAUUACUCAUUUGGGAUUUUGAAGAUCCAUCCCAGACAGGUAAAUGCAUACAUAGCUAUCUGGGAAAGAGGCCACCACCAUAAGAAACAAGAUUUUUAGCUCUGUGGUCUGAUUAAGCUAUUUUCACAUGUAGGGAGCUACCCACAUGAGUGCUGUGUCUGUAAAAUCUGUUUAUUCAUUGGUGUCUGUAUGGAUUUAUAUCAUUCUUCCAAGUUGUUCUUUUAUAUAGUAAUCUGAGACCACAAGUCUGAUUUCUAGACUACCACUGUUUCACACAAGGAUUAACUUUCAAAUAAGGGGAAGGCAAAUUUAAGAGAAUUACCAUUAAGUUGGAAGAAACCAAAGGGAAUAAAUGAAAAGUAAAAGGCAGAAAGCAAUGAAGCUGUGCCAAGAGUUGGAAUUCCAACUAAUAGAGAUAGUUUCUUAGCUAGGUCUGUAUUAUAUACUACUUGAAUUUGACUCAUAUAUUAGUAUUUAUUAGUGCAACACUGUGAAAGGGAACCUUGUAUGUAUUUAGUAGCAUUAAGAUAAAAAAAGAUUGGGAAAUUUGUCUUAAAUCCCUGAAUUACUUGAGGUUAUACCUGUUUAUGUCAAAGAUAAUGCUCAUAGGUAGGAUAUAUUUUGAUACUGAGUGUGCAAGUGAUUUCAAUAAAUGAUUAUGAUGUGUGGACAGUGUUGUAAAUACAUACCUGUAAUACUGAAUUACACAAAUUUUUUGUGCAUUUCUUUAUUAAUACUGUCUUAUCAUAAGAAGCAAGUAAGUACUAAUUAUGAUUGUGUUAUUCUGUUAGUUGUGCAUAUAUUUUUAAGAGAGAGUAACUUCUGUUUCUGAUUGAAAUGUGCUGCUUUUGUUUUGCAUCCAAUUACAUAAGGUGUUUUGUUUUAUUCUGGUAAAGCUGUACAUUACUUGUGUAAAUAUAACGGUUACUGUAUUUAAUAUGUAUGUUUUUCAUUAAAUUUUAUGUAAAGUUUAUUAUUACUAAACAUUAACGUUUCAUGGUUGUCCCAUUAGUAAAUCUCUUGUUUUUACUCUGUAAUUAUAGGCAUAUCAAAAAAUGGGCUCAAUCAAGCUGUAUUAAUAGAUGCCACCAUAUUUAUUUUAGUGAUUUUUGCUCUGCUACUACUGCUAUAUGUCUAGAUAGUUCCUAAGUUGCUUUGAUGCAUAAUCAUGUUUUAUAAUUUGGCAACAUAUAGCAUGUUCAUUAUAUUUUCACUGGCUGUCUCUUACAAACAAUUUAUGGGGGGAAUAAAACUACUUUUCCCACAUUGCAACUAUAAGUUCUCAUACCUUAUAUAUGUAAUUUAAUAAAAACUCAGGCAUCCUAUCCCAUAUCUUGCAUAGUGGACAAAAAUAAUGACUAAAAAAGUACUAAUACUGCUAAUAGCAAAAGUGAACAAAAGUUUUUUCAGCUGUUGAACUUCAAACAAACCUCAUUUUCGUGCCUCACUUUGAUCAAAAUUUGCUUUACAUAUCUGGUUUCAUUAGUUUGUUAAAUAUUUUUGUUACAUUUUGAACUAUAUGUUAAAAGCAGCCAUCUCCCAGUUGUUGGAUUAGCAAAUCAAUGUAAGAAAAGACUUGUAGAUAGGAUUAUUGUAUAAGCAUAUCUAACCAUUUCUGAUAUACAUUUUAUAUUAACAUUGUUGCCUAUGUUAAUUUCAGUGAUAAAUAUUUUUAAAUACCUGCACAGUAAGUAAAUAUGACAAAUUUGGAGAGUAAGUUGAGGAUAUUAAAAUGACAAAAAUCAUAGCACCAGAGACAUGAAGAGAAACAUUGCUUUUGUGCUAAGACACUUCACAAUGCUAAAGAAAUACGUGGAAAUUGGUGCUCAAACAGUGACAAAUGAAGUAUAUACCGAAGAGGUUUGGUUGUACGAUUAGAAUAGUUGAAUGUACAGAAAAGUUUUAUUAAUCAGAGCAGUUUGCAAAGAAGUCAAGGUUAAAUGGAUUGAAAAAUAUAUAUGUAUGUAUAAUUGUGGUUCACUGAUUAACUUAACAUGUCAGCUACUGAAAUCUUUACUGUUGUGAUCUAUUGGUGGAAGAACGUGCAAUCAAUUUUUUUAAUUCCAAGUGAUUUUUUUUUUAUCUGAAAGUGGCACAUUCUGUGGAAUACAUGGUGAAUCAGCUAAAGCAUGUAAAAUAGCGCUAUGACAGCUGGUGUUGUUAUUUUAUUUACUACUGUAUAUUAGUUAUACAGUUCUUAUAGUUUUAAGUAAGGCAACCAAGCCUAUUUUCUAUACUGCCAUCAGGCAUGUCACAAGAACUACCCUUGUUGUGCCAAUGCCUCAUUCACAAAGAAUGUUAUUUUGGUUCUCAAAGCCGUAGUUAGGCGAGUUGUUUUUCUUAAUCUCUUCUUGGUAUCCUGAAUAUUGGUAGACUUACUGUAAUCCCUAAGUCUUGUAUGCGUUUGCUUCUUUUAACCAGUCUUGUGAGUCUCAUUGACUUAUGUUGCUAUCAACUAAAAUAAGUUGAAGCUAAAUGUGAUCAUUCUAACUACAGUAUAGCUUGUACAUUUGUAACUAAGCAAAGCAUUACUUUUUCUAUUUGUGAAUAUUAUUCCCAUAAAAGAAGGUUCUGUACUCAAUGAAGAAAGUAUGUCACUGACGCCAUACUACUUAAUUUCUUUGCAUGUCAUUAGGGUAGGAAUUUUAAUUGAAAACAUGAUUUCAGAGUCAUAAAACUGGGUCAGGCUUCAAGUCAGUGUAGCAAUGACUUCCUGUUGUAGAUUAUUUUUAUUAUAUUAUUGGAGAACAAAUCCCCAAUUAUAUGUAUACAUAUAUUUAAAGAUAAAUCUGUACGGAUUUAUCUUUAAAUACGUGUAAAUAUACAUAACUGUGGGUUAUGCUAUGAGUAUUUUUUAUUAUUAUUAUUGAUUUUUGUAGGUUACUGCAUUCUACAGCAUAAUGCCGAUGUUUGUCAUACCUGAAGAGGAGAGCAUGUUACAAAAUUGGAAAAUAAACUUGGAAAUAAACUUUCUGAUGAAUACACUAUAUUAUCAGUUACAGAGUAUGAAAGAUGAACUCCCGAUUUCAGUUACCAUCGUAUUCUGUAACUGAUGUAUUGUAUUCAACGGAAAUAAAACUGUUCAGUUUUCCAAGCUGCUUUCCUCUCCAAGUAUUACAAACAUUGGUGUUACUUGCAGAAUGCAGCAACCUAGAAAAAUCAAUUAUCGAAAAAAUAGAGAAAACACUAUACAUGCCAAAUGACGCUGAUGCUGCUAUCACCUUCAACACCACAUGUUGAAAAUGGGGUCUAAUACCCAUUAUUAUUAUUAAUUAAAGGUAUAUUAGUAAGCUCCAAUUUUUCAUGUUUAAAAGAUCCCUCCCUACUGACCAAACCUAUAAGAAUUUCACUUGUUGCUAUGGUUAAAUGACAUAGUUAUGUAUAGUGUAUUAUUAUCAUAAAUUACUUAGUUUAUUAGAUAUCUUGAGUUACACCUUGCCCAUUGUUUUUAUUACGAAAGAUGAAAUGAAAAUGAGCAAGUUAAAGUUACAAAAAAAUGAAAAUGAGCAAGUUAAGGUUACAAAAUUUGAAAGAGAGGGAAAAUUUAAAGCCAAAACAGCAUUGUACCUGAAGGAGAGGGAGCACUAAGACCUUACCAUCUAUGGUGGGCUACACAUGACCCCCAUAGCAGGAACAGAAUAGUUUUCCUCUAGCCUCACUCCUUGGUGGGCAUAAUGGGUUAAGUACACUGCUGAAAUUUUCCUUUUGCUCCUAGGGUAACACAAACCAUCACCUUUUAUGCGAAAGUAUUCCUCAGCACAAGGUGGAAUCAGUUCUUGAGACUUGGUAACAAGGUAGUUAACUGGUGGUAGGUGGAUGAGUGGCUACCCCCUCCCCAACCCCACAUACCUGCUUUCAUCAAAUACUUUUUCUUUUGGGGUCAGAUGGGAUAAGAUGUCUUUCUGUGCUCUGACAGACCAUCAGGUUGAAACUUCUUUCCUUGUUUUUAAUUACUAUAAGUAUCGUAUUUGUGUGUUUUGUUCAACAUGAAUUUCAGCAAAAAAAUUAUGUGAAGGAUGUAAGUGGGUGUAUGUAUGGACACUUUGUGUCCUUGGUGGUGCUGUAAAUACUGUUCUUCUGUAUUGUUGCUAGGAUUGUGCUGGGUGGUGUCUCUUGUUGUGGAGAGCUUCAGCAGCAGCAGCAGGAGGCCAAAAGAUGUUUGUCUGUGUUUUUGAAGAGAUUACUUCAGAUUUGACCAUGUCAAAUGUUUUAGGCUACAUGCCAGACAACUCGCCCCACUAUCACUCCCUCAUAUCAGCAGCUUUGUUGGGUUGCUGACAGACUUGCUUGGCAUUCCGAGAGACAUGUCUUUCGGUGCUUUCUGUUAAGGAACUCAGUGCUGUUGAGACUCCUGUAGCAAUUGUUUUAUCUUUGGGAACACUCCUGCAGUAUUGAGUACUGUUUAGACCUUUCUCCUCUAGCACUGCUUCCAGCUCUGACAUAUCGUCUGUGUAUUUUUUUGCUUAGGACUACCUUCUUGCUUCUCCUUAUUGUGCAUGUGCAGAAGAAGUUAAUACUCAAUAAGCUGCCACAGUAAGAUGCAGCAGGGUAUUGUGUCAAUCUGUAUGCAUGUGGCCAUGCAAACCUUUAGGUGGUGCCUGGUUUGCCCAGAACUCCCACUGUAUAAUAAUAUGAUCCCAAGGCUUGUGCUUGCAACAGCGAGUUCAUGCAAGUCUUUCUAGGACAAAAAAGAAUCUUCUCUAAGGUACUCAGAUGGCACAAAGCUUGAGACUAAAUGGGCGAGUGAUUGGCUGUCUCUUCCUUUUCCUUCCUCUGCAAGGCAUCAGUCAGGUUGAAUAUGUACUGGAAGGGCCACAAUACACACACUUUACAAUCCAACAUCCUGUUUUUAAACUUGGCCAGUAAGGUUACCCCUUCUACUCAGUCUUUUAAACAAGGUAGGUAAAUGAGUGGUAAAGUUGUUAUCUGAACCCAUCAAUUUAUGACUGACUGAGAUACUAGCUGCCUUCUGAUCUGUGCUACUCUAAAUUUAGGGCAGCACUUGGUUCUUCAAGUUUUUCUAGAGCGAGAGUUCAGAUACAUCUCACAUCGGAUCAGGGCACUAUCAGUCUUGCUUCCUUAAGCCAGAUUGUAUACAACGUUACAGGGGUCAUGACUCCUCUGCUCACAAUUGUGACCAGAAGCAGGCAUUUCUGGGUAGAGAUUCAUCCUACCAGUUAGCUGAGGGACCAUCCUGCCACCUUAAGAAUAGCUUGUAUACAUAAAAGGCGAUAGUUUGCAUUCUCAUAGGAACAAACCACAAAUUUGCAUUAUUCCUCAGUAGUUUAUAAACUUUAGCUUUUUAUCAAGUCCCACCUCACCACCUCAAUAGUCUAUGAUGCCGAAGGCAAUGACUGCAGGCAAGUGUGGCUUUGCCUCAUUCACCUGCUUAUGACCAGUCAAUCACCUCGCUACCAAGUUUCAGCGACUUUCCAGUUUGCUAUUAUUUAAAAGACAAAGGCUUGUAUACUACUACAGAUAAUGCAAAUUACUUUAACAAUGUGUAAUGUUUCUCAGCUUGAUCUUAGUGCUUCAAUUGAAAUGUGCAAUAUUCCUGCCCAUCAACAGUAAGCUAUCGUUUGUUUUCUGCUUCAGAUUUAAAAAAAACAUUGUUUCCCGGGCCAUUGGAGUUAAUCAAAUGCUUGGGACACAGCCCCAUGUUGUCAUUCAAUUGUUUUAAAUCUGUCUGUGGGACAAGUAGGAAUUAUAGGUACUCUCAAACAUUCGACUUUUUAUUUAUUUUCAAUUUUAUUUGUAGAGGAUGUAUAUACCAUAAAUCAAUUAUUCAAUGUAGCACUUGUUACAGUAUUCACAAGUGUUGUAUAGGUGAAUAUUAUUUUUUGGAGAAGGCUUGCAUUUACUGUAGAUACAGUACAAUUUAUUGUAGAUACAGUUUAAUCAUUUGAUUUGCCCUGCAAGAUAUUUUCACAUUUCCCUUUGUGUUACCUUAAUGUGUGCCGUAAAGCAGUGAAAAUCUCCAAGAAAUCAUUCGUUAAGUAAUUCUUUGUCAUUUCAUAUAUUUUAUUUUAUAUCAACAUUUACAUGUAAACUUUCUUAGCAUCCAGUUUUAUCAGUUUUUCUUGUAGAUUUUAUUUUUAUUGUAAUAAAACCAAUAAUGGCCAA